AUGAUCCGACGACCUUAUUAUGGUUACGGGCAACCACCUCCAAUGCCCGGUGUCCCCCCAGGCGCCCCCCCACCAGGGUACCCACACAUGAUGCCGGCACCGGGGGUAGUAUACUACCCGAUGCACCCCGCUUACUUCUACCCUUAUCCACACCCUCCCUCAACGGGUGGAGGUCUUAACAUCGUGGAGGAUCCGAUCGUGCCGACCCUCCCUGGGGAGACGGUCGAGCUACCCUGGAGUACAUAUAAGUGGGUUCCCGCAUGCUUGAGCCAACAGAGUAUCCCUCCUGGUGCUUUAAGGGUAGGCACUGAUGCUGAUGGAGAACCCAUCUAUGCUGGCAGGGCUCCUUAUAUGGGAGAUGUUUUACCUGCUAAAGUUAUUCCCUCCAAGAACGCCUGCUACGUCUGCCAUGCUGGCCAAGAAGUAUUAAUUGACCAGUUUGAGGUGCUGGUGCCAUCGAUGUUCUCCUGGCAGUUCAGUACUAACGGCGAGGUGCCUCCAGGAGCUAUCACUGCUGGAACCACCGCUGACGGAGAGAAACUCUACUUUGGCAGGGUUACACAUGACGGUUGUACGACGCCAGGCAAGUUCCUCGAGGUUGAAAGAGCCCAGAGAUCAUUACUGAAAGUCAUGUAUUUCAAGAGCCGGCGUUUUUCUACUGAAAGUCUUUAUCGAAUAACCAACCUACUGUCAAUUUGGUUCUUGCAAACCCCUAAAACAAAAACAGAUUUUGCUAGAUUCCAAUACAACAGACAAUCAGCCUAUCUUUAUAAUAAAAUGAAUAAAGAAAUACAAAUAUACGCAAAAACUCAUAAUGAGUGGUUGAGCUGCGUAUACGCCGAUAUGGCGGGUGAAUGUGACAUGGCAGGCUUCUACACCGAAUUGGGCUGCACCCCCAAUCCGACUGCAGACAAUUCCACCAUCUGUCCUGACUCAUUCACUUGUCCUGAACUGCAUCCUGACCCCAAUAUGUGCUAUUACAGGGGCGUCGCAUAUGGCGACCAGUCUUCCAUACCACAAAGUCUGAUUAACAACCCAUGCUCGCAAGCUUGCCGUUGUCGUGUCUCCGGUAAUCCCCGAUUCGAGUGUGCCGCUGUUGAUUGUGUGGAAGUAUUCGAUGGUGAUCUACGCCAAUGUGUCAGCACUUUCGAUCUGGAAGCUUGUUGCAGCACCGGAAACGUUUGUGGUAAAGACGCAAUUGCUAACCUGAAAACCUGCGAAGUGGACGGUAAGACGUACCGCGAAGGGGAAUCGUUCGAACCUAAGAAUACUCACAAGACCUGCAUCUGUACCGGUGAUUGGGAUGGCUCCACUGACAACGCGUCCGUCUGUCGUGACAUCAACUGCGGCAUCGAGAUCCACUAUCAGGACAAGUUAUUGGGUAACUGCGCCCCGGUGUUCGUUGGUAGCAAGAAAAGUUGCCCAAUCAGUUUUACAUGUCCAUCAGCAACAUCAAAAGUACUACGUGGUGUGAACCUGCGUGGCAUAAACGCGCAGUGUGCGUUUGGUAACACAACCCUUUCGGUAGGAGACGAGGUGACGGUCGACGAGCAAUGCACCACAUGUUCCUGUGAAGUACCACCGUUUGUGUCGUGUACCAUGAAGAGUGCUUGCAAUUAAGCCCAUGCAGUUCCUGAUAACGUCGUUCUGAUAAGAGACAUCGGGCAAUUGCCUUUUGAGUAGAGAUAUUGGCAAGUCUAUCCAGUUCUUGAUA
Diatraea saccharalis (sugarcane borer) is the source of this 1714-nucleotide messenger RNA. The record is from the annotation of a GenBank genome assembly. Lineage: Eukaryota; Metazoa; Arthropoda; Insecta; Lepidoptera; Crambidae.